CAAACAUCUUGAUGACGAUCUGAAGAUUGUAUAUGAGUGAAAUGAUUGUCGCAGAAAACGAAUAGAAUAGACGUUGCGUAAGCUCCGAGUAUAGAUUGUACGUGGAUUUCUUCAUCGAUCGAUGGGAGAGGCUUCCGAGUGACAAUGGCGAUGACUCGACUGCGCUUGUCCGUCUGAGUACCGCGGCCUCGCCAUCAACUAUGCAUGCGGACACAAGAUAUUGCAGGUCGAACUAACAACGCCAAGGCCGUGGUUGGGCAUCACUGGGACGGAGUCGGAGGGUCCCGCGAUGCUGGUUCCGGGAGCUGUCAAAUGACAGGGAUCUACAGAUCACACAAGUCGCAGCUUGUCGCCCGGAGCUGUCAUGAUCAUCAUCGUCAUCCGGAACCAAGCCUCGACGAGCGAGAUCCCCAACCUUUUCGACACAGGAGUGCUCGCCUGCACAGGCGGAACAACCGGCCGGUCCGCCUAGUGAUGGUAGUGAGCCAAGAUCUAGACGAAAUCCCACGAUGGUGCCACGUGCGUGAUCCCCCAAUCCGUCCAUCGUGUUAUCCAGGGUCCCUGGAGAUACUGCAGGAUGGAUACUCCAACGGGAGCCUCGCGUGUUCACAUUCUUUGUCAUCCGUGGAUCUCAUCAUGACGCCGCGUCCUGGGUUUGCUGUCAUGGGGGUCCUGACCUCGGACGCGCGUACCCAGGCAGCCGAAUCCACAUCACCUGGCCGCUGUGGAGCUGACCGAGCAAAAGGAGCCCUCGAACGCCGCAUGAUAACUGUCACGAAAUGAAAUACAUACGCAGGCAACGAAAUUAUCGAUGGGAGGCACAGCAGAGCCGCGCAAUCAUUUGUUCAAUAACAUAUGUCCCAUCAGGGGUCAGGCUGCUGCUGCGGCUGCUGCUGUGACGAACCCCUGACAUCUCGCAUGGCGGACGGAGAUAUUUGGGCGCCUGCGGUGUAUUGUAUGUACGUGCCUACCUAGGUAGUACUGUACUG
This is a messenger RNA of Dissoconium aciculare CBS 342.82, 989 nucleotides long. RefSeq lists its product as uncharacterized. Lineage: Eukaryota; Fungi; Ascomycota; Dothideomycetes; Mycosphaerellales; Dissoconiaceae. The coding region runs from base 205 to 783 and encodes 192 amino acids. The record is from RefSeq and is a predicted model, not a curated record. The transcript has a single exon.